This is a messenger RNA of Phytophthora sojae, 576 nucleotides long. RefSeq lists its product as hypothetical. Lineage: Eukaryota; Oomycota; Peronosporomycetes; Peronosporales; Peronosporaceae. The coding region runs from base 1 to 576 and encodes 191 amino acids. The transcript has a single exon. The record is from RefSeq and is a predicted model, not a curated record.
AUGGGCAGGAGGCUGAGAAGUCCCAACGAGUUGUUGAGAAGCACGAGUGUUAGCGAGGCGGGCGAGAUGACGGCCAACCACCAGCAGUUGUUGGCGGCGAUGGAAAGUAGCAGACGGUGUGCCGAGAUAGCAAGGACGCACGAGCAAGAACGGCAGGCCAAGUAUUACAACUGGAAAGUGCGGAACAUGCGGACGGUCAGUGCUGGAGAUCGUGUUUGGAUGUUUAAGCCUCCACGUAGACCCAAGGCGUCUAAAUUUGUACAUCAGUGGCUGGAUCCGAUGAGAGUGGUCGAGCCAGUGGGUUACGACAACUUUUUGAUCGAGCGCGAGGACGUGACAGGCGAACCGGAGCGGCACAUUGCGCACGUGUCGUUCCUAGUGAUGUAUCAUCAACCAGCAGCGUCGCUAGAGCAGAUUGCGGUGGAUAUCGAGGCGCAACUGGAACACGAGGAUGCAGUCGGACAGCGGGCGGAUGGUACGCCACCAACAACAACUGCUCCAACAACGGCGGCUCCUGUCCAGACAGCAUUCGCGGUGGAUGUGUUGCGGGAACAUUGGCGAGAGGCAGACGUGUGA